This is a messenger RNA of Vombatus ursinus (common wombat), 2175 nucleotides long. It is a transcript of the gene SERPINB7, whose product is annotated as serpin family B member 7. NCBI's taxonomy places the organism in Eukaryota, Metazoa, Chordata, Mammalia, Diprotodontia, Vombatidae. Gene Ontology annotation, biological process: negative regulation of endopeptidase activity. Bases 244 to 1374 code for a protein of 376 amino acids. The record is from RefSeq and is a predicted model, not a curated record. Gene Ontology annotation, molecular function: serine-type endopeptidase inhibitor activity. The transcript is spliced from 8 exons.
AACGUGCCAAAAUGUCUCUUCGGGUCUUUUCACAUUUUGUAGAUAGCCAUGGGCUGUCCGUUCUCCUCACAUGACUGGCCUACCUCUUUUUCCAAUCUUAAUCUGGUCGUCAUGAGGUACUGAUAGUCACUAUCCCUGUUCUAUUCAAACACCCGAAUCAACGGGUCCCACAUUCAUCUUGGUGAUUGAGCUUUCCAUCCGUCGAACUAAACUAACUAUUGGAAGGCUGUGUUCAGUUUCACAAUGGUCAACCUUGCUGCAGCAAAUGCAGAAUUCUGCUUCGAUCUUUUCAAAGAGAUGAACACCAAUCAAGCAAAUAGCAAUGUCUUCUUUUCUCCUGUAAGUCUCUUCAUUGCUCUCUCCCUGGUACGGAUGGGUUCCAGAGGUGACUGUGCAAAGCAGAUUGAUAAGGUGCUUCAUUAUCAGAAUGACCCAGAAUCUUCAAAUUCUCAGGGACUCCAGUCUCAGAUGAAAACACUUCUCUCAGAAAUAAACACAUCUAGUGAUGAUUAUGAACUCAAAAUAGCCAACGGUCUGUUUGCAGAAAAGAUAUUUGAUUUCCAAAAGAAUUUUUUAAAAUGUGCUGGAAGCUUAUAUGAUGCCAAAAUAGAGCGUGUAGACUUUACAACCUCUGUAGAAAUAACCAGGAAUAAGAUUAACCAAUGGAUAGAGAAUCAAACAAAUGGCAAAAUCAAGAAUAUCUGUCCAGAAGGUAGCAUUAGCUCAUCAUCAGUAAUGUUGCUGGUGAAUGCUGUGUACUUCAAAGGGAAAUGGGAUGGGGCAUUCACUAAAAAUGAAACUGUAACUUGCCGUUUCAAGUCCUCCAAGUGCCCUGGGAAAACAGUCAACCUCAUGCAUCAAGAACGCAAGUUUAACAUGACUAUCAUUAGCGACCCCGAUAUGCAGGUCCUUGAGCUCAAAUAUGUUGGUGGAAUAAGCAUGUACAUACUACUACCUGAAAAUAGUCUCUCAGAGGUUGAAAAUAAACUGACUUAUCAGAAUUUAAUGAACUGGACCAACCCCAAAAGAAUGAAGUUGCAGUCUGUGGAAGUAUUUGUUCCUCGUAUCAGGAUUGAAGAAACUUACCAAAUCAAGAGACAUUUAAAAGCUCUGGGAAUGACGUAUGCCUUUGAUGAAUCAAAAGCAGAUCUUUCUGGAAUUGCCUCAGGAGGACGUUUAUAUUUAUCAAAAACACUGCACAAAUCCUACAUAGACAUUACUGAAGAUGGCACCGAGGCAGCAUCUGCCACUGGAAGUGUCACUGCAGAAAAGCAACUCCCAAAAUCUACUUUAUUUAGGGCUGAUCAUCCAUUCCUGUUUAUCAUCAGGAAGAAUGACAUCAUUUUGUUUGCUGGAAAAGUCUUAUGCCCUUGAAAUCUAGGGGAUGGACAGUGUGUGUGCUUGUGUGUGUGUGUGUGUGUGUGGUGACUUCCUGCUUAAAUUGUCCCUGGUUCAUGAGGGAACAAGCAUAAAUGGAUAGAAUUACAAUCACAUGAAGGGGCCCAGUAUUGACCUUAUAUUAACUUUUCUCCUAACAUUAGUUUCCUCAUUUAAAGAAAAAAAGGAUUGGCAAGCACACAAACUAACUGAUUCACUACUGCCCAACACACUUUCUGAUGCAUCCAUUUCAUUGAUAGCCUCACUAACGGCUACCAUUUUCCUUACCUCCAUUCAUGUCUGUGCACUGCAUCUCUCUAGCCUCUCAAAAUGGAUUAUGUAUCAGCAUAAUGGGAAUGUUCAAAGCAAAUUUCUAGGCAGUAAAGGAGAAGCUACAUUCCUUAAGUUAUUUUCCUAAACUUUGCACGUGCCACAGGCAUUCUAAUUGGAUUAUAAAUAUUCUAGAAACCAAUGCAUAUGACUUUAAAUAAGUCUAAAGGAUUUUUAUUUUGCUAACUUGAGAUGCCAGAAUUCCUUUAACAUAGCUAAAUCUCUCUAACAUAGCUACUCUAGUUCAUAGUUCUAAAGUGUAAUUUAGAAUUUACCAGAUUCUAGCUUUUUUUAAAAAAAAUGGGAACAAAAAGAAAUCCCUAUACAUAAAUAUAUUUUAAGUGAUGGCUCUCUGUCUCUUCCUACUAGGUGAAACAUGUGGAGGACUUAACUUGUGUAUAUUCUUUUGUUUUCUUUUUUCCUUGUAUUCAUGUUCAUUAAUUAAAUCUUGUUACUUCUUUUGUUUCA